GACGCCAGUUAGAAUUCGCCUCUCUUGGCGAUCACAUAAAAAAUGACGCGAUCUUCGCCAGCGUCGGUGACUGGCAAGGCCAUCUUGUUCGCAUCCCUCGUAUACCUCCUAAUCCACACGUGCCGCGGUCAGUUUGCUUUUUCGUCGCCCACAAGAGGGGCAGUAGCGUCCGCCGGCGGAGUCACGGUGGUAGCUGAACUCCCUGGACUCGGAGCACUGAAUGGCUUGCUCAAUGGAUUGAACCAUAACUUAUUUCCGCAGCAGCAACAGCAGCAGUUCCAAAGGCAGCAGCUGGGUCACAGGCAUCGAAUGCCGGGACAUGGUCAGCCCCAACAGCAACAAGCUCCACCAGGUUGGCCUCCCGGCUGGCAGUGGGGAGCCGGGAACAACCAAAAUCAACCUGGAUUCGGAUGGAACCAACCAGGAUUCGGACCUGGCUGGAAUGGAGGCGGUGGCAUGGGUCCGGGAUGGAAUGGAGGCGGUGGAGGCAUGCCUCCAGGUUGGAAUAGGGGAGGAGGCUGGAAUGGUGGCCCAGGCUUUAAUGGAGGCGGCGGGAGAGGUCCCCCACCAAGACCAGGCUGGAAUGGAGGGGGACGACCACCACCACCAGAAUGGAACGGAGGAAUGGGUCCCCCUCCAAGACCGCCCUGGAAUGGAGGCGGCGAACCACAACCCCCGCCAGAAUGGAACAACAACCAACCGAAUCCUAAUCCACCAAAACAGGAUGGGGUUGAUCCAAGGGAGGAGAGCACAACGCCUAGUACACCCACUGCGCCGGUAACGCAGCCAACUUUCCAGCCACGCCCACCAACCAAUCAGCCCACACAGGACACGCUGAUCAUUGGCACUAAUCGACCGCCGCUGGUGCCGCCCCAGAACCCUAGUACGCCAUCACCACCUGUGCCAUUGCCGACGGCCCAACCUUAUCACAACGUGGAGGUGUCCGAGGAACGUGGCAUAAUCUUUCCCAGCUCGGCGCAGUACAUCCAUCAUCCCAUCCAGGAGACCCGUUCCCAGCCAAUAGAUGUGAGGCGGAGAUGAAUCUCCGGAGCGGGAUUCCCCCCACCGACACUGGUUGGAUAUUCGGU
Molecule: messenger RNA, 1088 nt
Organism: Drosophila bipectinata
Lineage: Eukaryota; Metazoa; Arthropoda; Insecta; Diptera; Drosophilidae
Product: basic salivary proline-rich protein 3
Source: RefSeq, a predicted model, not a curated record